Messenger RNA from Bemisia tabaci, 4036 nucleotides. It is a transcript of the gene Rh5, whose product is annotated as Rhodopsin 5. The record is from RefSeq and is a predicted model, not a curated record. Gene Ontology annotation, cellular component: membrane. NCBI's taxonomy places the organism in Eukaryota, Metazoa, Arthropoda, Insecta, Hemiptera, Aleyrodidae. Gene Ontology annotation, biological process: G protein-coupled receptor signaling pathway; visual perception. Gene Ontology annotation, molecular function: G protein-coupled receptor activity.
GGGGCUCUCGCCUGCUAUUAGCAGCGGACCGCCGCCCGAGCUGUACCUUUUAUUUUUAUUUUCCAUCUUUUAGUUUCCGUUUUCUUCCCCGACCACGGACGACUAUCCGUUUUAGUUUUUGAAUUUCGAAAACGCAGUUCGGAUAGCGCCGUUUUUAACCCCUACCAGUUCCCCCAGUUUGCGUCCCAAAAUCCAAGUUCGGAUAGGUUCGAUGUCGCCCAGAAAACCCCUCCGUGAAUUUUCGUGACUUGUUUGAUAUUUAAACAGUUUCAAGAGAAGACGAGGUCGCGACUGGCUCAAUCAUGAAUUCUUCCUAUGUUUCUGGUGAACCGUACGCACUCCCAUAUAAAUUUGAUGCCCGAGACGGUGGUGUGAGUUCAGGUGGAGGAGAUGGUCUUAUGCUUGGCUGGAACGUCCCGCCGGAACACAUGGACAUGGUCCACCCUCAUUGGCGAGCCUUCCCCAACAUACCCGAAAUGUGGCAUCUCAUGCUCGGCGCAAUAUAUUUUAUCCUCAUGAUAGUCUCUACUUUAGGAAAUGGAAUAGUUAUUUACUUAUUUUUCACAACAAAAUCCCUACGAACUCCGUCAAAUUUAUUUAUAUCAAAUCAAGCCGUUUUAGAUUUAUUCAUGAUGUUGAAUAUGCCUCACUUAGUGAUAAAUGCAUUUUACAAACGGAUGACCGGCUGGGAGGACGGCUGUGAUUUAUUCGGCCUCCUUGGGUCCAUCUCUGGUAUCGGAUCCGCCAUGAACAACGCCAUGAUAGCCUACGAUAGGUACAGAACGAUCGCAUUUCCUCUCGACGGUCGUCUGGGAAUGGGAAAAACCGUGAUAAUUGUAGCGUUCGUAUGGCUCUACUCCAUGCCUUUCUCCAUUCUACCUCUUCUUCGAAUCGGCAGCAAAUACGCGCCAGAGGGAUUCUUAACGACGUGCUCCUUCGACUACCUCACCGAAACAGAAGAAGUUCGAUACUUUAUGCUUGCAAUUUUCAUCUGGUCGUAUGUCAUGCCGAUGAUGUGCAUCAUAGUAUUCUACUCACAACUGCUAGGCCAUGUUCGGCAGCACGAAAAAAUGCUUCGCGAUCAGGCGAAAAAAAUGAACGUGAAAUCUUUGCAAAGUAAUCAAGACGCGCAACAAAAAUCAGUGGAGAUCCGGAUCGCCAAGGUUGCCAUGACAAUUGUCUUCCUAUUCAUUUGUUCGUGGACGCCUUACGCUAUCGUGGCCUUAGUCGGUGCCUUUGGAGACAGAACUGUCCUAACACCGAUAGCUUCAAUGAUUCCUGCGGUUUCAGCCAAAAUUGUUUCGUGUAUAGACCCUUGGAUUUAUGCCAUUAACCAUCCCAAAUUCAGAGCUGAGAUGCAGAAACAAUUCCCAUGUCUGGCUCCUAAAGACGAUUCGCCAUCAGAGACCGUAUCUGUCGCGACAGAAAACACCAAUGCCAAGGAAGAAAACGCUUGAAGAGACUCCAAAUCAACAAGAUGAAUUUAUAAAACUUCGCACGAAACUGAGGGGACAGGAGAUACAGCGACUUGACAUUUUCACAUCCUGCGUCGCUGACUGGUGUAAAUACUUUGGAAAUAAACAGUGACUCACACUUCCUUCUGAGUAUCUAUUCAUUGUGCCAUCUCGCAGUGCAAGAAAUAAUUUUUCAAUGAAGGGUGCAAAACAUUUGCGGUUUGCGACACGCAGAACCAUACAGGAUGGAAGCUCUUAAGGACUCAGCUAUAUAUGAAAAACGGAAAUAGCGUCUCGAGCUCUUCUACAUAGACGAGGGAUUCAAUAAUCAGUUUGGCUGAUUUACGCGAUCAGCGGGUAGAGUAUUGAAUUAUUAUCGAAUGACCUUGAUCGGUAAAACCCUAUCUUAACGACGUUACUAAUCGAUUAAAGUCGUUCGUUAACGAUUCAAAAAUCCAGGCACAUGUCUCUACUAUUUCUAGCUCAAUUCAGGAGCAACGUAAGAGCCAUUACUUUCCAGAUAUGCAGAUAGGUAACUUUAUGAGAGAGCUGAAAAUAGUAGUUUCCAAAUGUAAUUUCACGGAUCAAUAGACAGAUUAAGAAUCAGAGCACUACAAAGAAUGUCCCCUCAUUAAGAGUUCAUAUAAAAUACAUCGGACAUUUGGAAAUUUCAAAUACUAACAUUGAUUACAUCAGAACUAGUAAAUUCAAAAUUAUCAAUGUUGAAAAAGGAACACUAAAAUCAACGUGGGGUCAAAGUAGCCAUUGAAGACAAACUUUUCGUUGGUUAUGAUAUAUAAAUGAGUUUCACUGCGUUUAUCCUUCCUGUACUGUUAUGCACAACUCUUGCAAAUUGCCAAGAACAAAUUCAGCGCACUGCGAACAUUGAAUGAACAAAUCAGUAUGUUAAAUUGCCCAAUUUGACUGGAGAAGAUCUUGGUUUUUAGCUAACGGGAGGUUUGAACUUCAAAGCGCACUGAAAACUCAAAUGUCUCACUACAAAGUUGGAACUGGAAAUUUCCGAUUCGCUAAUUAUGCGCUCUUUGUCAAAUUUUGAUAAAGAAGCAUAUUAUAGGUAUUGUAUAGCUUGAUUUCUUGGCCUGUUUGGUAGUCCACUACCCACCUCAGUGGUUGAGCAAACGAAAUAGUUUGUCUACGAGGAAAAAUAUUCACACACGUAGAAAAUUUAAUGUUUAAGAGCCAUGACUUAAUUCACUUUACCACCUUAUCUCGCGACUUUUUCGCUCACUUGAAUUUGAAACAUCUGAAAAGUAAUUCCCGCGAUUAGGAUUGACUAAUAAUCGAACCUAUUAUGCUCUUCUCAACGCCAUGUUAUAGAAAUAGUGAAAAUCGAACCUCAAAUUCCUGAAGAAGAGAUGCCAGAUUGUGCUCUAAAGCAAUAACUUUUACUGAACCAUCAUUCGUGAAUUCGAGAAUGAGUCUUCGCAGUAGCAGUGGCCGCCAAGAAAAAUUGGGAUUAAUCCUCAAAGGAUCGUAAAAAAGUAAAUUUGAAAGGAAGAAGAAUAAUAUGUAAACAAUUUUUAAAAAAAUAACCUCCCAAUUUACGAAUUUUAAUACCUUUUUCUCAAAAAUUUUUAUAGGCACGUUAUUUUCUCCAAAUGUUUAACAAGUGUUGUAUCUAUUUUAGUUUUAUUUUGAAAUUCAUAUGAAAAUUGAUUGAAUUUAAUUAGUUUUUUGUCUUUACUUGAUUUUAAUGACGAUUUUUUGCUGAGCGUCUUAUAUGAAAAGGUUAUUAAAAGUUAUUAAAAAAUUAUAUAAAACUCAGAAUUUUUUUACCUGAUUAUGUGUGAGAAGAGGGUAUCUUAAUUCGUAAGUACCCAAAUUUUUUUUAUUUUAUUUAAUUCAUCACUAAGCCAUUGCUAGUAGGACUGGAUCAAAUCUGCAGUUAUAUGGCAUUAUGAAGCAGAAAACUUUUGAAAAACAACGGUUUGUACAGUCAUCAAGUCGAGUCAAGCAACUCAUGUUUUCCUACAGUUCAUAGUUGACGCCGGUUUGGCUGAGGAACCGUAAAGUAAUACAUUUUGGAAAAAGCCACGUAAGGGACUUUUCUGGUCCAUUUUAUCAAUAAAACAUUCGGAGGUUGAUAGCCUUUUGUUUGAAGUGAAGCUCAUAAUUUCAGAGUCGUGGUUUUUUUUUCAAAACCAAUAAGCUGAAAAAUCUCUCGAUGAGCUAUUCGACUCGUAUUUUUACUGUUUUACUUCAACCUCUCGUCCUGCCACGCUAAUCUGAGGAAAAACUAUGAUUGGGAAUUCAGUAAGUAAUUGCAUUUCAGAUUUUUGGGGGUGGUAUCUGGAUUCUCUGCCGCUGAUAUUCACGUAUUCUAAUGAAAUGUUUAAACAUACAUUGUGAGUGACCAUCUUAUACUGGAGAGAAGAAACAAGAGAAAAAAAAUUAUUGAAUGUGUUGCAUCAAACCCUAAUCUCCUCUACUGCUAACAAAUAAAUAAGGAUUUAUUUUCUUAAUGUAAAAGGACUGCAGUAUUAAACAUGUGUUUAUAAUUUAUCAUUUCCAUCAUCAGGCAAGUGUCUGCCGACUGAUACAAUAAAAUGUCGAAAAGUAAA